CGCGGGGCGGAGCCACCGAAGCUGCGCGGGUGCUCAGGUGAGAGCUCUGUGGCUGGGGCGGGUCGGCGGGCGCCAGGAGCCCCGGCACGGAAGCCGUGUUGUUGUGGAGGCGUUGUCGGGGCGUCCCCAGGAGGCGCGGGGGACCCGGCGAGAGUCCGGCCGUCAGGCCCUCGGCCUGAAGCGGGAAAGGGCUCCGGAGCUGCGGUCUCCUUGCCCAGGACGUUAACGGAGAAGCGUGAACAGUGGGAGUGACCCGCAGUGUCUGAGUGACCGUGGGCAAGUCCCUAGCCCUGGCCCUCACCUUCCUCAUCAACAAAAGUGGCAGGGAGGCAAGAUGACUUCUCUCCCCCAAGCUUGGAACAGCUGAAGGAAACAACAGUACAACAUGAGAACAACGAAGGUCUACAAACUGGUCAUCCACAAGAAGGGCUUUGGGGGCAGUGAUGAUGAGCUUGUUGUGAACCCCAAAGUGUUUCCUUACAUCAAGCUUGGAGACAUUGUGGAGAUUGCUCACCCCAGCGAUGAAUAUAGCCCUCUGCUUUUGCAGGUCAAGUCACUUAAGGAAGAUUUACAGAAAGAAACUAUUAGUGUGGACCAGACCGUGACUCAAGUGUUCCGUCUAAGACCUUAUCAAGAUGUCUACGUGAAUGUUGUAGACCCUAAGGAUGUGACCCUGGACCUAGUGGAAUUAACCUUUAAGGAUCAAUAUAUUGGCCGUGGAGAUAUGUGGCGACUAAAGAAAAGUUUGGUCAGCACAUGUGCCUAUAUCACUCAAAAGGUGGAAUUUGCUGGAAUCAGGGCACAGGCUGGUGAGCUGUGGGUCAAGAAUGAGAAGGUCAUGUGUGGUUAUAUCAGUGAAGAUACCAGGGUGGUGUUCCGUUCUACGUCGGCUAUGGUUUACAUAUUUAUUCAGAUGAGCUGUGAAAUGUGGGAUUUUGAUAUUUAUGGGGAUCUAUAUUUUGAGAAAGCUGUGAAUGGUUUCCUUGCUGAUCUCUUUACCAAAUGGAAGGAGAAGAACUGUAGUCAUGAAGUGACAGUGGUCCUAUUUUCUAGAACUUUCUAUGAUGCAAAAUCUCUGGAUGAAUUUCCUGAAAUAAACCGAUCCUCAAUUCGACAGGAUCACAGGGGGCAGUUCUAUGAAGACUUUUAUAAAGUGGUGGUGCAGAAUGAGAGGAGAGAAGAGUGGACUUCACUUCUCGUGACCAUUAAAAAGCUCUUCAUCCAAUAUCCAGUAUUGGUGCGACUGGAACAAGAAGAGGGCUUUCCUAAAGGAGACAAUUCUACCUCAGCACAAGGAAACUACCUGGAGGCCAUCAAUUUGUCAUUCAAUGUGUUCGACAAGCACUACAUCAACCGCAACUUUGACCGAACUGGGCAGAUGUCUGUGGUGAUCACGCCUGGGGUGGGUGUGUUUGAAGUGGACCGUCUACUCAUGAUCUUGACCAAGCAGCGGAUGAUAGAUAACGGAAUUGGUGUGGACUUGGUGUGCAUGGGGGAGCAACCAUUACAUGCUGUCCCAUUGUUCAAGCUCCAUAACCGGAGUGCCCCUCGAGAUUCUCGUCUGGGCGAUGACUAUAAUAUUCCUCACUGGAUAAACCACAGUUUCUACACGUCCAAAAGCCAGCUCUUUUGUAAUAGUUUCACCCCACGAAUAAAACUGGCAGGAAAGAAGACUGCUUCUGAGAAAGCAAAAAAUGGCCGUGACACAACUCUUGGGACUCCAAAAGAAUCUGAGAAUGCCCUUCCCAUCCAAGUAGAUUAUGAUGGCUAUGAUGCUCAAGUGUUCAGGCUGCCAGGCCCAUCCCGGGCUCAGCGCCUUGCCACCUGCAGGUCUGUGCGAGAGCGGGAGAGUCACAGUCGAAAGAGUGCCAGCUCCUGUGAUGUCUCAUCCAGCCCCUCCCUGCCUAGCCGUGCGCUGCCCAGUGAGGAAGUGAGGAGCCAGGCUUCUGACGACAGCUCCCUGGGCAGGAGCGCCAACAUCCUGAUGAUCCCACACCCCCACCUACACCAGUAUGAAGUCAGCAGCUCCUUGGGCUAUACCAGCACUCGAGCAGACGUCAUGGAGAACAUGAUGGAGCCACCACAGCGAGACUCUAGUGCACCUGGGAGGUUCCACGUAGGCAGCGCAGAGUCCAUGCUACAUGUUCGAACUGGGGGAUACACGCCCCAGCGGGCACUGAUUAACCCCUUUGCCCCCUCACGAAUGCCCAUGAAGCUCACAUCCAACAGAAGGCGCUGGAUGCACACUUUUCCUGUGGGACCAUCCGGAGAGGCCAUCCAGAUCCAUCACCAGACCCGACAGAAUAUGGCGGAGCUGCAGGGCAGCGGGCAGAGGGACCCAACUCACUCCUCUGCAGAGCUGUUGGAGUUAGCAUAUCAUGAAGCUGCCGGAAGGCACAGCACUUCCUGCCAGCCUGGUGACGGCAUGUCCUUCUUGAGCUUCAGUGGAGCAGAGGAGCUUUCUGCCAGCCUGCUUAGCAACAGUGGUGCAGGUAUGAAUCCUAGGACCCAGAAUAAGGAUUCUGUAGAGGACAGUGUUUCUGUGUCUCCAGACCCAAUUCUGACACCGUCUGCUCCCCCUGUAGUGCCAGGCUUCUGUUGCACAGUGGGAGUGGACUGGAAGUCUCUCACUACUCCGGCAUGCCUCCCCCUCACCACCGACUACUUCCCCGACCGCCAGGGCCUGCAGAACGACUUCAAGGAGGGCUGUUAUGAUCUCCUCCCAGAAGCGGACAUUGACAGAAGGGAUGAGGAGGGUGUACAGAUGACGGCCCAGCAGGUGUUUGAAGAGUUCAUUUGCCAGCGUCUCAUGCAGGGCUACCAAAUCAUAGUGCAGCCUAAGGCACAGAAAGCCAGCCCUGCUGUCCCACCGCCACUGAGCAGCAGCCCUCUCUAUAGCCGAGGCCUUGUGUCCCGAAACCGCCCCGAGGAGGAGGACCAGUACUGGCUGAGUAUGGGCAGAACUUUCCACAAAGCGACAUUGAAGGAUAAGAUGAUCACAGUGACACGGUAUCUUCCCAAGUACCCCUAUGAAUCGGCCCAGAUCCACUACACAUACAGCCUCUGUCCUUCCCACUCAGACUCGGAGUUCGUCUCUUGUUGGGUGGAAUUCUCCCACGAGCGCCUAGAGGAAUACAAGUGGAAUUACUUAGAUCAGUAUAUCUGUUCUGCAGGCUCCGAGGACUUCAGCUUAAUCGAAUCUCUGAAGUUCUGGAGGACCCGCUUCCUGCUGCUGCCAGCCUGUGUCACUGCCACCAAGCGCAUCACGGAGGGGGAGGCCCACUGCGACAUCUAUGGGGACAGGCCCCGGGCAGACGAGGAGGAGUGGCAGCUCCUGGAUGGCUUUAUCCGCUUCGUGGAGGGUUUGAACCGGAUCCGCAGGCGGCAUCGCUCGGAUCGCAUGAUGCGGAAAGGGACUGCCAUGAAAGGCUUACAGAUGACCGGGCCCAUUUCCACGCACUCCCUCGAGUCGACCGGCCCCCCAGUUGGGAAGAAGGGCACUUCUGCUCUGGCUGCCCUGUUGGAGAUGGAGGCCAGUCAGAAGUGCCUGGGAGAGCAGCAGACAGCUGGGCACGGUGGCAAGAGCUCCUCACAGCCAGCUGAGAGCAGCAGCGUUGCCAUGACUCCCACCUACAUGGACAGCCCACGAAAGGAUGGGGCCUUCUUUGUGGAGUCUGUCCGCAGCCCACGCACAGCGUCGUCCUCCUUCUACCCGCAGGUGUCUGUGGACCAGACAGCCACCCCAGUGUUGGACAGCACCAGUUUAGGGGUCGGCACAGGCCAGUCUGUGGACAGAGGCAACAGCCAGACCUUUGGGAACUCCCAGAACUCAGGGGAGCAGAGCUUCCCCUCUGCAAACUCCAGUGAUAGCAGCUCUCAGCAGCUGGCAGCAGGUUCCUUGACAUCAUCCUCUACCCUGGUGGAGAUCCUGGAAGCCAUGAAGCACCCCUCGACAGGAGUCCAGCUGCUCUCCGAACAGAAGGGCCUUUCCCCAUGCUGCUUCAUCAGCGCCGAGGUGGUGCACUGGCUCGUGAACAACGUGGAGGGUGUCCAGACGCAGGCGAUGGCCAUCGACAUCAUGCAGAAAAUGCUGGAAGAGCAGCUCAUCAUGCACGCAUCUGGUGAAGUCUGGCGGACCUUCAUCUAUGGCUUCUAUUUCUACAAGAUAGUAAUGGACAAGGAGCCCGACCGAGUGGCCAUGCAGCAGCCUACCACCUGGCACACGACUGCGGUGGACGACUUUGCCAGCUUCCAGCGCAAGUGGUUCGAGGUGGCCUUUGUGGCCGAAGAGCUCUUGCAUUCGGAAAUUCCUGCCUUCCUCCUGCCCUGGCUGCCCAGCCGGCCAGCGUCCUAUGCAAGCAGGCACAGCUCCUUCAGCCGCAGCUUUGGGGGACGGAGCCAGGCAGCUGCACUUCUAGCCUUUUUUGACAACCUGCUGUAUAGAGGGGUCAGAAGAGGCCAUAGAGCACCUUAGCCUACACCCUGAUGCUUGGACAUUUUCUGCAGCACUCCUAAUAAGCAGCCAGCCAGCUGUUCUUUGAAAACUCCCACCAAUAUUGCACUCAUUUAUGAGAUCACUCAUUCUGUUUUUGGGCACCUCUGAUUGUUACUUGAGCUUCAGUGCCCUACCUGAGGUCAGUCUCUGCUCUGGUGACACUGAUCCCCUCCCAGGCCAUUAAUCGCCCCCUUGCUGUGACCCAGCUGAAGGAUUCUCAGCCUGCUCCUCCUCUCAGUUUACACAUAAUUAUUGGACUCUGUCUGUCCCAAGGUGAGUAAGUCCAUUCUUACGGAAUCAAGGAGUGAUUCAGAGAACUCACCGGAAGCUGCAACCCAGCUGAGCAUGCGCCUUUUCAGGAGUAUCAGCCUGCUGGCAGCAUCUGUACUGUCAAAUCUAACCCCUCAAGUACAAAGCUAGUGAUAUCUUGAUCCUGUGACCACUUGGCUGAACAGCGCAUGCCCUUGGGCUUCCUCAGACCAGCCUGUUCUGAACGUAAUGUACUAGAUGGGAGAGACAAGAUGUGCAGGAUCACUGCUGGGGCUUACCCAGUGCCCUUCUUUUGUGACUGGGGCUGUCCCCUGGGGAGGACUGCAGUGUCCAAGACCAGAGAGUAAAGCUUUCUUCUUUUGAUUUGGGCUGUCAAAUGAAGGGUUACUCUGGCGGGAUCAUGAAUCAGGAGCACAAGGCAGAGACAGAAACUAGAUUUGAUGAGCCUUUUAGCAUGGGAGCUGCCCAGUUCUCCAGCCUAAGUACCACGGACAUUGAAGCAGUGUCCAUGGGAGUCACCAGCGGGCCUCAGAUUGAGCAUUGGUGCACUUGGGCUUCAAGUGGGAGGAAGGAAUAGUAGGAAUGGGAGGGGAGUUACAAGUGAGGGAGGCUAGAGGAGAAGGCAGGAGGGGGAGACUGUGACCCCCUCUCAUCCAUGUUUUGCCUGAUCAUCACUUGUCUUCUGUGCAGCAGGGCAGGCACCAUCUCACUCUGCAGAGAGGGACUCAACCAGGAGAGAAGCCACGUUCUCAAGGGCACAUGGCUAGUAAAUGGCAGAGUUUAGAUCUUGUGACUUCAAAUCAAGAAUGUUUCCCAUUUUGCAUGUUCUAGUUUUGAGAGAAUGAUCACCUGUACACCUGGCAGCUGAAUAUCAUGGUGUCUGCCUGGGUGCCAUUCAGAGUCUAGCUAUCACUCCACUGCCUCCCAGCAGCUCAUUAGAAUUGCUGACUCAGAGCCAUUUUAUCCUUGUGAGUGAUAAAAGCCACUCAGCACUUAUCCACUUUCUACCUGCAGAACCCAGAACUAAGCUGAGUGCUUCAGAUAAGGAAAUGCCAUUAAACUUCUGGGGGCAAGGGGUUGAUCAUAGUUUAUAAAUGCCAGGUCUGGCCAUGCCCAGCUAGGCAGAGCAGAGCCCUGAUCUUUCCUUUACCUCUGAGCCCGUUUCAGACCUUCAGUCUGGUCAGGAAUUUGGUCAUCUGACUUAUCUCCCUAAUGUCCCUAUCCUGGGUUGAGUAGGGUUUCUGAGGAGGAGUUCCAGAUAGCAUGAGCCAGUUUGAUAGCAACCCAGAAUCCUCGAGCAACACACAGCUGAUGGAACAGGGCAUUAAGCUCGUUAUGAGGCUUCAUUUCUUGAGAAAAGAUUAUAGAACUAUGGCAUUCCUGGGUUGAAACCAGAAAAGCAAGACUUCCUCCUCACUGUGUUCUGGGCCAUCUGUGUCCCAUCGUGGUCUCUGGAAUUGGAAUAUCUGAGGUUCAGCCUGGCCGGGUUUCUGACUCUAUGAUGCUGGCCAAGUCCUUUCCCCUCCAUGGGCUGCUGUGUCCUCAUUUGUAAAAUGAAGGGGCUGGAUUAGAUUAGGGGGAAGCAAACUACCGCUUUACUGGCCAGAUCUCACCUACUAUCUGCUUGUUUACUCGUUGUUUUAUAAUAGACUUUAUUUGUAGAGCAGUUUUAGAUUCACAGCAAAAUUGAGCAGAUAGUACAUAGAGGUUUCAUAUGCUCCUUGCUAUAGCACACACAGCUUCCCCUACGGUCAGCACCCUGCACCUGAGCGGGACAUCUUUUAACAGUCUAUACACCUACACUGAAAUUAUCACCCAAAGUCUGUGUUUUAUGUUAGAGUUCACUCUUAGUGUUGUACAUUCUGUGAGUUUUGAUAAAUAUAUAAUGAUGUAUAUCUACCAUUACAGUAUCAUACAGAGUAGUUUCACUUCCCUAAAAAGCCAUCUCUUUUUAUAAAUAAAGUUUUAAUUGAAACAUGGCUGAGCCCACACAUAUACAUAAUGUCUACGGCUGUUUUUACACUAUAAUAGCAGAGUUGAGUGGUUGAAACAGAUGUAUAGCCUGCAAAACCUAAAAUAUUUACUAUCUGGCCCUUUACAGAAAAAGUUUGCCAACCCCUGGACUAGGUGAUUUCCAGGAAGCUUCUAGAACCUGCAAUUUUCUGUUAGGUGACUCCGCCAUUUCAUAUCUGGAUAUCUUUCUCCUCAUCCCACUCCCCCUUUCCCCUCCCUCUCGGGGUUUCUCCUGUGUGCUGACGUAGCUGCCACUGUCCCAGAGCAGAGGACUGUGACCCUGGACGUGGAUGUGAAUAACCGCACAGACAGACUGGAGUGGUGCAGCUGCUACUAUCAUGGCAACUUCUCCCUGAAUGCGGCCUUUGAGAUCAAGC
Molecule: messenger RNA, 7155 nt
Organism: Manis pentadactyla (Chinese pangolin)
Lineage: Eukaryota; Metazoa; Chordata; Mammalia; Pholidota; Manidae
Gene: DEPDC5
Product: DEP domain containing 5, GATOR1 subcomplex subunit
Exons: 40
Coding region: 386-4474 (1362 amino acids)
Biological process (GO): cellular response to amino acid starvation; negative regulation of TORC1 signaling; intracellular signal transduction
Cellular component (GO): lysosomal membrane; GATOR1 complex
Molecular function (GO): GTPase activator activity
Source: RefSeq, a predicted model, not a curated record